This is a messenger RNA of Saitozyma sp. JCM 24511, 1383 nucleotides long. Lineage: Eukaryota; Fungi; Basidiomycota; Tremellomycetes; Tremellales; Trimorphomycetaceae. The record is from the annotation of a GenBank genome assembly.
AUGUUCAACUCUUUGAUCUAUGUCGGCUUUGCGACUGGCAUUCUGGUCGGCACAUGGACACAAGCUCGCUGGGGUCGAAAGUUCACCGUCUUCGCGAUGAGCUGCAUCCCCUUCGUCUCCACCACGAUCAUGAUAACGUCCAAGGAACGCUGGCAGCUUUUGGCCGGUCGAGUCAUCCACUACCUUUACGCCGGGAUGGAGCUGGGCUGUCUGCCCGUAUAUCAGGCUGAGCUGGUUCCUCAACAAGUUAGAGGCCUUGCUGUUGGAUCAUAUCAGAUGUCCUAUGGCCUCGGCAAUCUCCUGAUGAAUCUCGUGGUCAAAGGCACUGCCAGCCUUUCGACCGAUGCGUCCUGGAUGAUCCCUUUUGGGCUGUUCUACUUUGUGCCCCUCGUCGUCGUCAUCGGGUCGCAUUUCAUCCCAGAGUCUCCUCGAUGGCUUGUGCAGAAGGGUCGGGUGGCCGAGGCUAGGGCUGUGCUUCUACAGACUCGAGUAAACCCCACCGAAGAGAGCAUAGAUCGAGAGAUUCGGCAGAUCCUGCUUGUUCUCGAGGCGCAAGAUCAAAAGGGCCGUUGGGCCGACAUGGUCAGAGGGAACAACUUAUUGCGAACGACGAUCUGUUUCGGUUCGGUUUUUUUCAAUCAAUCUACGGGCCAAAAUUUCGCCUCGUCGUAUGGGGCAAUCUUCAUCAAGUCGAUUGGGUCAGUCAACGUCCAGACGAUGGGAAUCGUCAACGCCUUGGCCGGUAUCGUCUCGACAGGCCUUGCUAUGCUCACUACCGACCACCUCGGUCGUCGAUUCAUCUUUUGUCUGGGGGCCGCAGUACAAUGUGUGGCUCUUUUCGCCAUGGCCGGCUUGGGUAUGGUGGUACCGUCAACUCAUGCGACCGGGGUGGCCAUCGUCUGCAUGAUGACCGUCUACGGUCUCGGAUAUGGCUAUGGUAGCUCGUCGGUCAAUCACGUUCUCAUCGCCGAGGUACCGCACCAUACCCUGCGCGACAAGACGCAACGAAUCUGCGGAUGGACGAACAACCUCACAGCGUUUGUGGUGGCGUACUCUCUCCCCUACAUGCUCAAUAAGCCUGGAAACCUCGGCCCGAAGGUCGGCUUCAUCUUCGGGCCAAUCGCGUUUCUAUCCCUACUGUGGGGUGUCUAGUGCAAGGGACGUACAUUGGAGGAGGUCAAUCUCCUCUUCUACCACAAGGUGCCCGCUUGGAGAUCUGCCGCCUGGAAAGCCCCGGGCAGCAACAUGCAAGACCUUGAGGACAUGACGCGGCACGGGGGCGACUCUAGCGGCUCCCACGGUAUCGAAGACGGAAAACUUGUCCUCGAGGAGAAGGACGCGAUCGCUCAUUUGGAGGACGCGAAGGCUUCCAAGGCCGGCUGA